AUGGCUGCCGCCAGGCGCGAAGAAGAAGCCCGCCAAGCAGCGGAGAAAGCAGCGGAGGAAGUCAGGAUCGAAGAACUGGUCAACGAGAAAGUAGCAGCUCGGAUGGAGCAGAUGAUGGAGGAGAAACUGGCCAAGAAGAUGGCCGAGAUGGAGGUACGGCAACGAGCCGAGCAGCUGAGCACAGAAGAUCUCCGGAGCGGGAACGAGGAAAAAGGGGUACCACACCAGCAAGCGACUGGGGGCCCAUCGCCCAACCCCUCCGCAGACGAGCUGGCCAACGCGAUUGCGACUGCCAUGGCCGGUCGCCUCCAGACCUCAUCAGGGGAUAUCGGUGCAGUACCACACCCUGCAACUCUCCGUAUGACUGAGAGUAGAAGAAUUGAGCCUUGGGAUGGUGUGUUUAAGUCGGGGGACAAUAAGCAGCAAAAGCUUUUGAUUUUCAGAUCGAGCAUGGUAGCACGGUUUGCACAGGAGGAUGUUCACGAAGUAGUGAUGAGCAACCAAGACAUCCCAGUAGGGAGGCAAGGCAUCAGCAUGGUAAACCUGAAGACUGAGUAUGGCGAUCAGAAGGUAGCUAAGGCUGUAGUGGCGUGGAAUUUACUCAUCACGUCAAUCUCAUUCAUGCCGAUCUUGUCUGAAAUCGUGUCAGACGGAAGCCCGAGUGGGGGAUGGAGGAUUUUCCUCAAGUAUUAUGAGCCCCAAGCAAAAGCAGAAAAGAAGAGACUCUUGAAGGAAUACCAUAGCUUCGCGAUGCAUGCGGGUGAAAACCCACAAGAGUACUUCGGUAGGUUCUCUAUUUUGCGGAGUAGGCUAGCGUCGCACGGGACAGUGUAUCCCGACAACGAAGCAAACGACCACUUGGUGUCCGCCCUGUCAUCCGACUACAAAUUAGAGAAGAAACUCUUGGACCGCACCCCUGAUUUGAAUUUUGAGCAGAUUGAGGAUUCCGUGAAGGAGGCCCACACGGACCUGGUGCGCGCACGGGAGGAGGAACAAAAGAGUGGCGUGGGGCACGCCUUCGUCGCUUCCGGUGCGCCCCGGGGCGACGGACGUGUCCCAAAUGGGUCGAGUGGGAACGGCGACGGACAGGACGGCAAAGGCGACGGUCGGAGCAGGAGCGACGAGACCAGAAGAGACAGGCGUUGCCACGUUCAUCCGCGGUCAAACCACACCAACGCGGAGUGCUACCAACAGCAGCGGGAUAAGGAGCGAAAGCAGCGGAACCAGCAGCGGCGGCAGCAAUCAUCGCAACAGCAACAGCCGCCGCAGCAACAACAGCAUCCGCAGCAGCCUCAGCAACAGCAGUACUACCAUCCUCGUCCUCAACAGCAGCAGCAGCAGCAAGGCGGCCGCGGUGGGGGGGGCUGGGGUGGUGGACCCCAGCACGGACCUCAUGGCGGACGCGGAGCGCAGCAAAGGUAUGGAAACCCUCCCCCCCCUCACCCGCAGCAGCAGCAAUGGCGACCCCCGCACGGGCAUGCAAACGUGAUGCACCACGAGUACGGUGCCACGCCCUACGGGGGGCCCGCAAACAGUAGCGAGUAUGGGGGUUGGGAGCAGCCGCAGCCACAGUACCAGCAGCCCCCGCCUGACUACACCCAGCAGCAGCAGCCGUACUACCCGCCACCGACGCCUUACUACGAGCAACAGCAGCCGCCGCCACAGCCUCCGCCUCCGCCGACGUUCCAGCAGCAGCAGCCGCCGCAGCUGCAGCAGCACUCGACUCAUGCCCCGCCCCACUCAUCUCCUCCCGGAGCAGCAGCACCGGCCCCGGGCUCCCUUCACUUCUUGAUGGCACGUUUCGUGUCUGCAGGCGAGAUCAUUCCGAGUGGUGUUGUAGCGAGUACCGAGCGUGAGAGUGGUAAUGGAUUUGCUUUAUCUGCGCAGAACCCGCUUUCCCGUUUUGGUAGAGAGAAGUUUUGGGCCGACAGCGGUGCGACGAACACUUUUGUGAGCAGUAGUCAUCAAAUGUUCGACUUGAGGCCAGUGCCGACAGGCAAAGAGUACAUUCAGGUUGGCAACGGUACCUAUUUGCGCGUACAAUGUGUGGGGAAGGUCAACAUGGCUUUCCACAUGCAAGACCAGGGAGGAGAGCGUGAUUUUCGCGUGCAAAUGUCGGACGUGUACGUUGUGCCCGGAAUCACUUUCAAUUUGUUUUCGUUGCACCACACGCAGCGUAAGCAACGGAUCGUCCUUGACGAGACAGGUGUACAUCUCUUUGAUGGUAGACUUUCCUUCGCAUACUCUGACGUAGGAUGCUCGCUCUGGGCUACGCGAUUGCCCCAGGAUUACUGUGGUCGUGCUGUGACCUCUAGCCCCGAUGCCCCUCCCCGUGUGUCUGCCCAAGCGUCCCCGCCUAGCAUUGGCACAGGAUUUGUUGCGGCCACCCCUUCCCUUUUCCAGAGUGCAGGAACGGGCACGAGUGCGAGUGCGACUUCUGGCUUCCAGUCCGUCGCAUCGGCCGGCGUUGUACCUGCGACUUCUGGCUUCCAGUCCGUCGCACCGGCCGGCGUUGUACCUUCGACUGCAGACGUCCAGCCCACCGGAUCCGACGGUGUAGUACCUUCGAGUUCGAGCGUCCCCUCUACCACUUCCGGUGUAGUGCUUCCGAUUUGUGCUUUUCCGUCCGUCGACGUAGACCCAACCCCCACGACGAUCCCCGAUUUUCAGCCUGUGAUUACGGCUGCCGUAGAAUCGUCUUCGAUUGUGUCUCCCCCUGCCGUAGAGCUGACAGACUUUCGCGAGAUAGAGAUCAACCCCCUUUUUUCCCAGGAUGCAUUACCAAUCAUGGACAUGAGCAUGUUUCUGGAUGUUGGGUUGAUGGAUGGCAAAGACACGGUCCCCCCGGGUGAUUUUUUUCCUGAUGCGCUUGAAUUAGCUGAGUCUGCGGAUCCACCCCACCUUGCAUUCACUGUGCAGCAUGAUGAUUUGGAAGUGUUGAGCGGUUUUCUUUCCGAGUGCAAUGAGCAGCAGGCCGCAGCCCCUCCGUCUCUUUCCCACGCGUUGGCGAUUAUCGCCCCCGGUGCUUCCCCAUUUUCGGUAGGAAAAUCCACGCCCACCAUCGACAUUAACCUGUUCCACGCUUCCACCGGCCACGUAAAUGAAUUUUUGAUGCGUGAGACUGCCAAGCAGCAGGGUGUUCGGCUGGUCGGGGAGCUGCAGCCAUGUGUUGGCUGUGUAGAGGCGAAGGGCAGGAGGGCCCCGGUGCCGCGGCGUGGGACACGCGCGGCGGUGCCGUUCGGCAAGGUCCACAUCGAUCUCACGGGCCCGUUCACCGAGGCGAUGGACGGCUCCCGGUACCUGAUCAUGUUCGUGGACAGCGCAUCGCGGUGGCAACGGGGGUACGGGAUGCGGGCGAAGAGCGACACCCUGAAGUACGUGAAGCGCUUCUUGGCCGACAUGAACGGCAUGGGCACUCCGGGAUGUUUCCGCAUGGACAACGGCGGCGAGUUCACCGGCGCCGCUUUCAUCGAGUUCUGCGACGCCGCUGGCAUCCGGCGCGAGUACACCGCGCCCGACACCCCCAAACAAAACGCCGUCGCCGAGAGCGCCAUCUGGCGUGCGAUGAAGGGGGGCCACGCCGCGCGACGCCACAUCCUCUCCAUGGCCCACGUCGACCUCGCCUCCGUCCCCAACAUCGGCGCCAACGGACAACGCCUGUGGCUCUCGUCGGCGCUCUGGGCAUCCGGUUGUUUCAACCGCUCCGCGACGAAGGCCAAUCAGGGCUGGAUGUCGCCGUUCGAGGCCUUCUUCGGCCGGAAGCCGCCCCUCACCGUCGUCCCCUUUUUCCAGGAGGGUAGGAUGCGCGUGAAGCGGGCCACCAAGGCGGACGUCCAAUCCGCGAGGUGCUUCUACCUGCACGGCGCCAACAACCACUCGACGUCUACCGCCGUCGUUCUUCGCGCUGACACCGGUCGCCUCGCCCUCACCAACAACGUCGUGUGGGUCAACCGCCGGGCAGGAGCGCCGGCGCCGGUGCCGGCCAUCGGGGGGGGUUCUUCGGUCACCGCGGCGCCCUCGCCGGCCGCCGCCGUACCUGCGGCCGAUGCCGCACAGCCGCCGCCCCCGCGGACAUGGACGUACUACCCCCCUGCACCAGCGACCACCGCAGCGCCGCCCCCUCCCCCGUCGAUCUUCACAGGAUCUUCAGCGCCGUCGCCGAUCUCCGUCGCACCAUCCUCAGCCCCGCCGUCGACCGCAGCCACUCCGCCCCGUUCGCCCCCGGGCCUACCGCCGCCGCCGCCGAAGCCCGCCAGCGCCGCCGUCCCCGCUCCUCCGCACCCGCCGCUUUCGAAACGAGCCGUCAAGGAGUUGGGACGAGAGGACACGAGGGUUCACGGCCGCACACGCGGCGAUGGAGUGCGGUUCAUGGAUGAGCAACAAAAACCGCCGUCGCCACCCGGUGGCGGCACCGCUCUCCACCACCGCCUUGAGCUGUUGGACAUGAUGGACAAGGACACCCUCAUCUCGUCGCUCGCCACCCGGGAGGCCGUGGAUCAAGGACGCCGCGACCUACCGCCCCCGCCGCAGCCGGAUCCGAGUCCUGGAGGCCGUGGAAGCGGGGGGGCUGUGGGAGCUGGGGGGCCCGUGGAUUCCGGAGGGGGGGGGAGACCGCAGAUGUUCGCAACGAUGUUCGCCACCCGUGAGGAUGUGGACGCCGCACUUCGCGCCGAGCGCCCGCCCGACAAGAUGCCUGACCUUCCGCACUGCAUGGCCAGCGACCUCCGCGAGCCGAAGACGUUCAACGAGGCAAUGCGGUCUUUGCACUCAGAGUUGUGGGGUGAUGCAGUAGAUCGUGAGUUUUAUGGAUUGCUAGAUGCAGGCACCUUUCACGCAAUCCCAGUGUAGCAACCAGUAGAGAACUCCAUUAACGCCAAGUGGGUCUUUGACUGUAAGGCAGACGAGUAUGGAUGGCCGACGAAAUUCAAGGCAAGACUUGUAGCGCGGGGGGACAUGCAGAGGGCUUCGAUUGAUUUUGGAGAAUUGUUUGCACCCACCAUAUCAGUGUCUUGUGUGCGCUUGUUAGCAGCAUUGGCAUGUGAACAGAACCUUGACUUGUGCCAUUUCGAUAUUCAGCAGGCAUUUGUGCAGUCGGACCUUGAUGAGGAUGUUUUCAUGCGCUUACCGCAGGGGUGUGGUAGGUUAUCUGGCUUGAUCGUGAAGCUAUGCAAGAGUCUGUAUGGUUUGAAGCAGGUAUCACGAUAUUGGCAUUCGCACCUGACGAGGUGUUUGUUACGUUUAGGUUUUUUGCAGUGUCUGGCAGAUGCGUGUGUUUUUCGAUUGAUGUAGGAGGGACGUGUGAUCAUGAUCAUCGUGGUCCGCGU
Messenger RNA from Ectocarpus sp. CCAP 1310/34, 5324 nucleotides. The record is from the annotation of a GenBank genome assembly. NCBI's taxonomy places the organism in Eukaryota, Phaeophyceae, Ectocarpales, Ectocarpaceae.